Conger conger (European conger) is the source of this 3291-nucleotide messenger RNA. RefSeq names its product UTP25 small subunit processor component (gene utp25). Gene Ontology annotation, cellular component: membrane; small-subunit processome; nucleolus. The record is from RefSeq and is a predicted model, not a curated record. Gene Ontology annotation, biological process: maturation of SSU-rRNA from tricistronic rRNA transcript (SSU-rRNA, 5.8S rRNA, LSU-rRNA). The coding region runs from base 54 to 2351 and encodes 765 amino acids. The transcript has 12 exons. NCBI's taxonomy places the organism in Eukaryota, Metazoa, Chordata, Actinopteri, Anguilliformes, Congridae. Gene Ontology annotation, molecular function: U3 snoRNA binding; structural constituent of eye lens; rRNA binding.
UUAGCGGAAACGGUGCAGUGCACGUGGGAUUUGUGUGUAAAGUCGAAGUCGUGAUGGGGAAGAGAAGGCAGAAAAGUAACAUUUUUAGUAAUUUAACUAAAAAACAGAAGAAACAUCUGAAAGAAUUCGGAGAGCAGCACCCUUUCCAUGACAACGUCAAUGAAAAGCCCGAGAAGACACAGAUUGUGAAUUUGCGCGACAGCCCGGAGCAGUCCAGCGCUGAGAGUGACACGGAGAGCGAACCAGAACGCGAGUCCGCCUACCAGAAGCUUCUGUCAACGCUGAGCCAGCCUGCUGCAGAGGAGGAGAGCGAAGAUGAAGAUGAAGAAAGUGACAGUGAGGCAGAAGGGCAGCUCGAGGAGGACGAAGAAGGCGCGAGUGACAGUGGCGAGGAGGAUGACGACGAUGAUGAAGCUGUAGAUGAAGCACCCAGAGAGCAAGAAGGAGAGGAUGCAGAGGAGGAAAAGGAGGGAGAGGAAGAGGAAGAGGAAGAGGGUGCGGCUGAGGGGGAUGAUGUCAAAGUGGCUGAGGAGUUCACGGACAAAGAGCACGAGUCCCAGUUCAGCCUGGAGACUAACUUCCAAGAGGAGGAGGAGCAGGAGGGGGAGCCAGAGGCUCUGGAGGCCCCACUACUGCAGGGUGACACCCAGGACCCCUUCAUGCAGCACCUGGAAACGGAGCUGAGUGAAGAGGAAGUGAAGCAAACACAAACUGGGAGCAGAACCAGGACCCAGACCAGGUGGCCUAAAUUGGGGUCCCUGGUGUUCACCUCCACCGUGGAGCGAUUCAGCUCCCUGAGCAAGGAGGAUGGCAGGAGCCAGCCCCACCUCCACAAGGCCCUGGAGGCCACCUGGCCUGCCGUGAACAGGCCCUCCCUCCCCCAGGGGGCGCCAGAGGACGUGAGUCCGCUGCAGCAGGAGCUGCUGGGUCUGAUGGGCUCCUACCGGGACGUGUACUUCCCGGAGAGCUCGCCUCUGGUGGAGGCGCCUCAGGUGCGCAGCGCCUACUGCCUGCACGCCCUCAACCACGUCAUGAAGGCCAACUCCCGCGUCCUGGCCCACAACACCCAGCUGAGGGAGCGCAAGGCCGGCGACGACCACCAGGAGGAGCUGCGGGACCAGGGCCUGACUCGGCCCAAGGUCCUGAUCCUGCUCCCGUUCCGGGACUGCGCCCUGCGGGUGGUGCACAUGCUCGUCAGCCUCCUGGAGUCCCGCGGCCGCAAGAUGGACGUCAGCAACAAGAAGAGGUUCAAGGACGAGUUCGGAGAAGAGUCGGAGGACAGGCCGCCCAACCUCUCCAGGCCUGAGGACUACCACGCCACCUUCUCCGGCAACGUGGACGACCACUUCAGGAUAGGCGUGUCCAUACUCCGGAGGAGCGUCCGCCUGUACUCCCCCUUCUACUCCUCUGACAUCAUCAUCGCCUCGCCGCUGGGCCUGCGCACCAUGCUGGGCACGGAGGGCGAGUCCGCGCGCGACUUCGACUUCCUCUCCUCCAUCCAGCUCCUGGUGGUGGACCAGGCCGACGUCUUCCUCAUGCAGAACUGGGAGCACGUGCUGCAUGUGAUGAAGCAUCUGAACCUGCAGCCGCUGGACUCUCACGGAGUGGACUUUUCCAGGGUGCGCAUGUGGAACCUCAAUAACUGGGCGCAGUGCUACCGCCAAACCCUGGUGUUCAGCGCCAUCCAGGACCCCCAGAUCAACAACAUCCUGUCCAAGCACUGCUUCAACUACAGGGGCCAGGUUGCUGUGAAGAAUUUGCCUAAAACGGGGUCUAUCUGCCAGGUUGUGGUGCAGCUGCCUCACGUCUUCCAGAGGUUCAGUUCUGACAGCUUCAUGGAUCAGGACGCCAGGUUCCAGUUCUUCGUGGAUAAGGUGCUGCCUCAGUACCGAGACGCGGUCAUGUCCCACACGCUGAUCUACGUCCCGUCGUACUUCGACUACGUGCGCCUGCGCAACUAUCUGAAGAAGGAGGACAUGAACUUCUCCUCCAUCUGCGAGUACUCCAAGAAGUCCGAGGUGUCCCGGGCACGGCACUUCUUCCAGAAAGGCGACACGCAGUUCCUGCUCUUCACCGAGCGUUUCCACUUCUACAAGAGGUACGCGAUAAAGGGCAUCCGUAACCUGCUGUUCUACGGGCUGCCGGCGUACGCGCACUUCUACAGCGAGGUGUGCAACAUGCUGCGCGCGGGGAGCGGCGGGGAGGAGGCCGGCUGGACGUGCACGGCGCUGUUCUCCCGCUACGACGCGCAGCGGCUGGCCGCCGUCGCCGGCGCGGAGAGGGCCGCGCUCAUGCUGCAGUCCCAGAAGGCCGUGCACCUGUUCGUCACCGGGGAGGACAAGGCCGUCUGACCGGGGGGGGUCGCCCGGGGCGGGGCGCGCCGUCUCCCGAGAGGCGCUGGAGCGGGGCCGUCGAACGCCGGUCCCGGAGGGCCGCGGUGUCUUCUGGUGUUUGUAGUUUUCUUUCAAUCGGCGGCCAAUCGAGGCGUUCAGAACAUGGUGUGUGGACUCCUCAAACCAAUCGAUGAUUAACCAUUCCGGAAAACUGGCAGACACAGCGCCCCCUCCAGGACUGGAGUUAAACCUGCAGACACAGCGCCCCCUCCAGGACUGGAGUUAAACCAGCAGACACUGCAGCCCUCCAGGACUGGAGUUAAACCUGCAGAUGCUGUGGUCCUCCAGGACUGGAGUUAAACCAGCAGACACUGCAGCCCUCCAGGACUGGAGUUAAACCUGCAGAUGCUGUGGUCCUCCAGGACUGGAUUUAAACCUGCAGACACUGCAGCCCACCAGGACUGGAGUUUGAAAAGUACUAUAAAGAGUGGUUCUCUUGAUGUCAUGUAGACCUGUUCCUGAGACUGAAGUCCCCACUCCGACGUGGAGACGGCAUUCAGGAGAGUGGCUGUGAUAUCGGCCGUGGUCCGGGGUUGGUGUUUGUGGUGUCGCUCCCGUAUAGGUGAACCAGUUCUCUCCCUAAACGCUGAGAGAGCGCUGAAGAUCGGGUGUGGCUAGAACAACAUGUCCUGCUUCUCUACCGUGCAUCCAUCCAAUCAGCAGCAUGCUUUUCUCUUUACACGUUUAAAUAACGUGUAAAGGACUGAUAAUAACAGUUAAUGUUUUUGUAUUUUACAGUUCAUGUUUCACUGUAUGUUUUCCAUGAAAAUUAAUUUGUGGAAUUAGUUUUAAAAGAAAAACUGAAAAGGGGAAUGAAUUUUGUGCUGUGGGUUGUUUAUGAUGUGCGUAUUCAUCGUCCUCAGUUGCCAUACGUCUGAAUAAACAACGCCGAGGAAUG